This is a messenger RNA of Parathielavia appendiculata, 3432 nucleotides long. Its product is annotated as carbohydrate-binding module family 50 protein. The transcript has 5 exons. The record is from RefSeq and is a predicted model, not a curated record. Gene Ontology annotation, cellular component: cortical endoplasmic reticulum; Golgi apparatus. Lineage: Eukaryota; Fungi; Ascomycota; Sordariomycetes; Sordariales; Chaetomiaceae. Gene Ontology annotation, biological process: sphingolipid metabolic process; regulation of plasma membrane sterol distribution; sterol metabolic process. The coding region runs from base 442 to 3264 and encodes 940 amino acids.
GUUGCCCCAACUGGGCAGGGCCAUUUACGAGGGGAUACGUACGUCAACUCCUACAACCCCCAACCGCAACUUGCAAUCUCGAGAGUUCGAUGUAUUGUGCGAACCCGGGCCGAAUCCGUGCCCGGACCCGGCUUUCUGGAUGCGCCUGCCCCGGAUCAAGACUGUUUAAUCGCGCGGAAUUCCCGAUUGCUGUGCAGUACGGCUGAUAGCUGCCGUUUGAUGAGAAGUUGCCGCCACCUUUAGCAGCCUCCAGCUAGGUACCGAUCCCAGCUGCAGGACGCCGUUCAUAGUCAGACCAACGCACAACGGUUUUGUGCGGCGUGACUCUGAAUUUUAGCCGUCGGGAAGCGCAUCAUCCCAUGAUUUGAACAUCCCUGGUCUGAUGCCCAUCCGCUAUCGCUGCUAUUGCCGCGCAUCAAUACCCAGGGCCUGGUUGGGAGGAUGCCCGAGCCUAUGAUCCCCUCGCGGACGUCCCCUUCAAGCACAAUCCGGCCCGCCGCACGAGAUUCCGACACGACAUCCAUCAGGCCGCGAAAUCGUCGCGUUCUUAGCGCCCAAGAGAAUGCCGCCGUUUCGUCGGCUUUGUCGACCCAGGGCCGGUCACCCAGUCGAGGUGCAUCGCCCAUACCGCCCGCCCGCAUCGGUUCUGUCACAGGAAGGAUCAAUCUCAGAAACGAGGUUGUACACAGCAAUGCGCGAACAAAGAGUCCCGCCGGACGCGGAAUCUUCGAUGGAUCAUGGACCCCUAGUUGGGCAUCGUUUCAAGAGUUGGCCUCAUCGCUGCUUGGUGUCGGAGGCUCGGUAGUUAGCGGGGAGCCCCACCAGCCGCUCAGUGGUGAUGGCAGCAGGACACGGAAAUUGACCAGACAGGCCAGCUAUCGAGAUGACUCGAGGAACGACGCCUGGGGGCCCGAGCCGCCGAACGAGUCAAGACCGCACCCAGAUGACAUUGCUGCCGGAUCGCGCACAAAGAUAGAGGCGACCUUGAAGGCUAUGCGUACAGCAAGCCUGCUGGAGAGCCAUGAAGGCGUCAACGGAGGACUGGACGUUGCGGGAAGGUUCAAAAAGCGGAGCUCGGAUGAGAAUUUGAGAGGAACAUCCCCAACCCCUGACACAGAGGAGUACCUGGCGUACAUCCACCAUGUCCAACCAACAGACACAUACGCUGGUAUUGUGCUCAAGUACAGGUGCCGGGAGGAUGCUUUUCGAAAGGCCAACGGGCUAUGGUCUCGAGAUAACAUCCAAGUACGGAAAUGGUUGGCAAUGCCGGUGGACGCUUGCGAAGUGAAGGGACGUCCCUGCGAUCCACCGACGAAUCCUUCUUCCAAAGUCGACUUGCUCUCCCGGACGCCUGAUGCCAUCGAUCCCUUCGGCCGGGACAGCCAACAAACACAUGACGACUUCUUCACCUCCGGAAACAGGCGCACCUCGGAUCAUAACGAAACCGGCGACGAUGACAAACCCUGGAAGCAUGUGAGGUGGGUGUCGAUCGACUCGCACCCGCACCCGGUCGAGGUCGCGCGGGUACCGCGAAAAGCGCUGGGCUACUUCCCCCCGCGGCGGAAGAAAAGCAUGCAUACCACCUCCACCCUGUCCACCCCUCGCGCCUCGACCGACCUCCCAAGCGCUGCAAUACCCGAACCGGCGGUUGACAGCCCUCAAAGCAGCUCUUCCCGCCGGCCGAGCCUCCUGAGCAGCCGUGGCGCAUCCAGGAUCUCCGCAAAUCGCAACCGCCUCAACAGCACCGGCAGCGGCGCCGGCGCCACGGGCGACUCCAGACCAGCCUGGAUGCGCCGACCAGGCGGCGUCGGCUCUCUCGGCCGCCACGUGAGCGCCCCGGGCCCGGAGAGGGAUUACCUCAACUCGUGGACCAACAAGCACCUCCCUGGUCUCAACAUCGACUCGCUCCCGUCCAUGUCCGUCAUGGGCUCCGAGAGCGCACGCUUCGGGUUCACGAUGCCAGACGAGAACCCUUCCUCGGUGGCCAUCGUCGAGAGCCCCUUCGAAGAAGGCCGCGACGCGGCGUCGACGAGCAGGCAGGGCACGGGGCUGGACAAGGCGGCGGCUGCGAUCGAGACGUGGCUGAGGGGCGCGUUUGAGCGCGCCAGGCAGGCAGGCCCGCUUACCCCUGUGCUGGGGCCGAGGGGGAGACAGGGUGCUGGGGGUGGCGGGAUAGGCGGGAUGCCUGACGUUGGCGGGGAUCUGAUUGAGCUGGCGGAUACGGGGAGUGAUGACGGGAGGCAUGAUGGGUCGGGGCGGGACACCAGGGGCGGGUUGCUUAGCUCUCCGUUGCCUGGCGCUGCGUCCUCUGCUGCUCGUGCGACGCAAGGCGGAGCUGCUUCGGGGAGGAGCGCCGGGCAGUGGGCUGCUGGGUCACAUCGAAAUGUGCCCGCCACCAUGCCCAUUUGCAUAGAGUGUCGACACCCCGUCAAGACGCUCUGGCGCGAGGGCGGCGGCGACAAGUCGGGCGGGCACAACAUCCGGCUUACGGUGUGCAAGAACUGCGGGCGCUUUUGCGACAAAUAUGUCGAGCACGACUUCGUCGUGUUGUUUAUCGAUCUGGUCCUGAUCAAACCGCAGGUGUAUAGGCAUCUAUUACAUAACACGUUGAUGAAGGAUGAGGAUGAAUUUGCGCCAUCAAUCAUCCGCCUCGGCAUCCUCCUCCUCUUGUUCGACGUCUAUCUUACUUGGGCCCGCAUCGAGCGCCAGUCGGUCCCCGACGCCGAUGUCGCGAGUGGAGGUACCAGCAACUUUGGUCGGCUCGCCCAGCAGCCGAUAGUAUUCCAGUACAUGUUCUUCUUGCUCCUCUGCACCCUCUCGAUAAUUGCCUUCCACGGCUCCAUCCGCUUCCUCACCUCCUCCCGCUACUCCCCGCUCACCCGGCUGGGCAUCCUCCCGCGCUAUUCACGUCCCAACUCGGUCUCGACCGCCCUGCUCGUGUCGUCCUCGACCAAGCUGUUCCCCAUCCUCAUGGUGAUAUGGGAGUACGACGUGCCGGCCGCGGCGCGGUCGCUCGGGUGGGCGGUCGUGGCCAACAAUGUCGAGGCGCUCAAGAUCCUGCUCGACUGCGGCUAUGGCGUGGCGGCGCUUCUUGCGAUGGCAGGGGCGGUCAGCCGCUGGGCGAUGGGGCGGGCGGUGCUGUGGGCGGCGGGGCUCGAGGGGGUCGACUCGGCCGGUGAGACGGGCGUGGCCGAGGACGGGAGGGCGUUUGUGGCCAUGCUGAUGUAUGCGCGCGACUGGGCGGGGAGGUUGGCUGUGGGUUAGUUGCCGAGCAUGCGAUCUUGACCGUCUUUGUCCUGAUUUAGUCCUUCUGACCCCGAAGCUUUGUGUCGGAAAAUGAUACAUUCUGUAUUCGACUGCCCAGGGGCUGUCUGCUGGAUGUACAAGCCCACAGUCGCCCAAUUGUGAAAUCCAAACCCGUAAUAUGCCUGC